Quercus lobata is the source of this 615-nucleotide messenger RNA. Its product is annotated as kunitz trypsin inhibitor 5-like. Lineage: Eukaryota; Viridiplantae; Streptophyta; Magnoliopsida; Fagales; Fagaceae. The record is from RefSeq and is a predicted model, not a curated record. The coding region runs from base 1 to 615 and encodes 204 amino acids. Gene Ontology annotation, molecular function: endopeptidase inhibitor activity. The transcript has a single exon.
AUGAGGAGCGGAUUACUAGUUGUACCCAUAUUUCUCUUUGCCAUCACAACGAAACCAUGGCUUGGGGCAGCCGAUUCUGCACCUGAUCCGGUGCUUGACUUAGAUGGUAAGAAGGUCCGAACAGGUGCUGAUUACUAUAUCUUACCAGUAAUCCGUGGCAGAGGUGGUGGACUUGGCCUUGCAAGCACUAGGAGCAAGACAUGUCCACUUCAUGUUGUCCAAGAACGACAUGAGGUAUCCGAAGGUCUCCCACUCACAUUUUCUCCUGUGAACCAAAAGAAAGGUGUUGUACGUGUAUCCACAGAUCUAAACAUAAACUUCUCUGCAUCAACAAUCUGUGUUCAAUCAACUGUGUGGAACCUUGACAAGUUUGUUGAUUCAAUAAGACAGUGGUUUGUCACUACUGGUGGGGUUAAAGGCAACCCUGGUCGUGAAACAACGAGCAAUUGGUUUAAGAUUGAGAAAUAUGAGGAUCGCUACAAGCUUGUUUUCUGUCCUACGGUGUGUAAUUUCUGCAAGGUUUUGUGCAAAGAUGUUGGCAUUUACAUUGAAGAUGGCAGAAGGCAUUUGGCUCUGAGUGAUGUGCCAUUUAUGGUGAUGUUCAAGAAAGCUUAA